This is a messenger RNA of Mya arenaria, 1500 nucleotides long. RefSeq names its product probable serine/threonine-protein kinase DDB_G0267514. Gene Ontology annotation, molecular function: protein kinase activity; ATP binding. Lineage: Eukaryota; Metazoa; Mollusca; Bivalvia; Myida; Myidae. The record is from RefSeq and is a predicted model, not a curated record. The transcript is spliced from 2 exons. The coding region runs from base 1 to 1500 and encodes 499 amino acids. Gene Ontology annotation, biological process: protein phosphorylation.
AUGGAUAUGCGAAUCGACAGCGAGGUUACUGAAAAUCUGAACACCACACACUUUGGCAUAACUGCUGAUUUGAAAGAUUGCAUUUCUAAUACAGCAGCUACAGAUUCUAGCCUAGACAUGGUUACACAAACGUUUAUUGAAACAAGUGAUUUGGGUGAAAAUGAUGGUAAAGGUACACACAGUUUAACAACAACAACUUUUAUCUGUGACAAAGAUGGCACAUGUGCAAAUGCUGUAUCAGCAGCUUGUGAAACAAGUGUAUUCUGUGAAAAAGACGGCAUAGGUGCAAACGCUGUUUCAACAUUUCUUGAAACAAGUGUAAUCCAUGAAAGAGAUGCCACAGGUGCAAACGCUGUUCUUACAUUUCCUGAAACAAGUGUAAUCCAUGAAAAAGAUGGCACAGGGGCAACUGCUAUUCCAACAAUUCCUGAAACAAUUCCUGAAACAAGUGCAAUGUGUGUAAACAAUGGAUUUGUGGAUUCUGUGGAAACCAGACUGGACAAGGAUGAAAAUGAAAAUGAUAUUAAAGCUAAGCUUACUGGAAAAAACUCAAGAAAGAGUAUGGGUUCUUCUGAUAAUUUAGUUGCAGAGCAACCACCAGUUAAAAAAGGGUUUACACAGUUGGAUGCUAAUACUGACAACUUAAAUGUAAGGUUUGGAGACUUCAAAUUAUUGGAAAAAAUAGGGGAGGGUGGUUUUGGUGAGGUUUACAAAGGUGAAUAUUUGGGAACAGAUAUUGCAGUGAAGAAAGUUAAGAUAAAACGCAUGAAAGUUGUGAAACAGUCAGUGUUGCAAGAAGUUGUCACAAACAGUAAUCUUAGGCAUCCAAACAUUGUUCUACUGAUGGGUUACUCAAUCAAUACUGACUGUCUCUGUCUUCUCACAGAGUUCAUUGCAGGUCCAAAUUUGGAUGAUGUGCUUUUUGCUGACAAUGAGUACGAAUUUACUGUGCCUCAAAAACAUGCAGUGGCAUUGCAAGUAUGUCAGGGUGUAGCAUAUUUACAUAAUAAUAAUCCAAUAGUUAUUCACAGAGACAUUAAGCCUGAAAACAUUUUGCUGACGAGAAAUUUGGAAACGGCAAAAUUUUGUGACAUGGGAUUGUCUAAGGUGAAGGUAAUGAAUACCAUGACCAAAACAGUUGCAGAUCGCAGAGAGACAAAGCCAGGAACUCCAGCUUAUCAAGCUCCAGAGAUUCUUCUGCAAGCUAGGAGAGGCAGAACACAAGCAGAUGUUUGGAGCCUCUGUUGUUCAUUAGUUGAGCUCUUUACUGCCAAAACCAUAUGGGACUUGACCAGUGAGGAUGAUGAAAAUGACGACUCUGUCCAGGUUAUAAUCCGGGCAAUGCAAAGAAAGGAUAUGCCACAUGGGUUAAGUAAUUUAGACAGGGAGCAUACUCUUUCAGUGCAGCUGAAGGCUGUUAUUCAGAAGGGCUUAUCAUACCAGAUUGAGGACAGACCGACAGCAUUAGACUUUGUAGUUGCGCUAAAACAUGAACUUUAA